Messenger RNA from Lytechinus variegatus (green sea urchin), 759 nucleotides. Its product is annotated as elongation factor 1-alpha-like. NCBI's taxonomy places the organism in Eukaryota, Metazoa, Echinodermata, Echinoidea, Temnopleuroida, Toxopneustidae. Bases 130 to 759 code for a protein of 209 amino acids. The transcript has 5 exons. Gene Ontology annotation, biological process: translational elongation; translation. Gene Ontology annotation, molecular function: GTP binding; GTPase activity; translation elongation factor activity. The record is from RefSeq and is a predicted model, not a curated record.
GUCCAUUAGAAUCGCCUUUUAAUGGCAUCAUCACUUAUUUGACUGAGCCACAUCCAUAACACAGGUUAAGCUAUAGCCUUUAUUCAGACGCAAACUUCCUGUGACGUAACUCUUCUUUAGAUAUCCACAAUGCCGCCUAAGGAAGAAAAGGGCCAUAUCAACAUUGUUGUAGUCGGCCACGUAGAUUCCGGCAAAUCAACGACAACUGGUCACCUCAUCUACAAGUGUGGCGGGAUCGAUAAAAACGCCAUCGUUAAAUUUGGAAAGGAAUCCAAAGAGAUGGGAAAGGGAUCUUUCAAGUAUGCCUGGGUUCUCGACAAGCUAAAGGCGGAGCGUGAACGAGGUAUCACCAUCGAUAUAGCUCUCUGGAAAGUUCAAACGGUUAAAUACUCUAUCACUGUCAUUGAUGCACCAGGCCAUCGUGAUUUCAUUAAGAACAUGAUUACUGGGACCUCACAGGCUGAUUGUGCCGUUUUGGUGGUGGCUGCUGGUACAGGCGAGUUUGAAGCCGGUAUAUCCAAAGAAGGGCAGACACGUGAGCAUGCCCUGCUCUGUUAUACCCUAGGUGUGAAACAGCUCAUCGUCGCUGUUAACAAGAUGGACUCCACUAAGUACAGCGAAAGCCGUUUCAAUGAAAUUGUGAAUGAAGUCUCUGAUUACCUCAAGACAGUCGGCUACAACCCAAAGGCCGUCGCAUUCGUGCCGAUAUCUGGAUGGCUUGGUGAUAACUUGCUUGAAAAAUCGGUAAAUAUGAAUUAG